Messenger RNA from Scatophagus argus, 2535 nucleotides. It is a transcript of the gene slc52a3-1, whose product is annotated as solute carrier family 52 member 3. NCBI's taxonomy places the organism in Eukaryota, Metazoa, Chordata, Actinopteri, Scatophagidae. The coding region runs from base 434 to 1774 and encodes 446 amino acids. The record is from RefSeq and is a predicted model, not a curated record. Gene Ontology annotation, molecular function: riboflavin transmembrane transporter activity. The transcript has 4 exons. Gene Ontology annotation, biological process: riboflavin transport. Gene Ontology annotation, cellular component: plasma membrane.
CCGAGGCCAGCAGGGGGCGGUGCAGGCCUGGACAGUCAGAAACAACUACUGCAGCACAUUUUGUUUUUCUGCUGGAGCAGGCAAACAUAGGUGAGCCGAAACAUCAAAGGCGGCUCGAAGGGCUUCAUCUUUGACCUGACCUGAUUAAAAGGGGGCUUCAAUGAAUCCACCAGCUCGGUGGAUGCAGACACUUCCUCUCUGUUAUUAACCCGAGCUGAUCCACAGCUGGACUGGACUCUGACCUACCCAGAAGCCAUGUGGUUCCCAUCAGCGAGAACAGCCAAAGCAGGUCUGCCACUAAACUCUAUGUAAGAUGACAGCAAGUCUUAUUCAACGCCUCCAGGGACUGAACGAACUUGUAUAACACAGCAGAGGAGGGACCAUUUGGGGAGUCAACAUCUUCUUCUUCUUCAGACUGCAGUCCAGCUGCAGUAUGGCUCUGCUGGUCCACCUGCUGGCCUGUGCCUUUGGCCUGGGCUCUUGGGUGGCAGUGAACGGUCUGUGGGUACAACUGCCGCUCAUCGUCAACACUCUGCCGGAGGGCUGGGAGCUCCCCUCCUACCUGACAGUCAUCAUCCAGCUGGCCAACCUCGGACCUCUGCUGGUCACCGUCAUGCACAAAGUGUGCCCGGGUCGCCUGAAGGAGCACUUUGUCAUUUACCCCAUCCUCUCCGUCGGCGUCCUCUCCUGCAUCCUGCUCGCCUUCUUGUGGGACAAGACAACGAUAGUGGCUGGGGAAUCGCACAGCACUGCUUUCUUCAUCCUCACCUUCUUCCUCUCUCUGGUGGACUGCACCUCCUCAGUUACCUUCCUGCCUUUCAUGAUGCAACUGCCUGCAAAAUACGUCACCACAUACUUUAUUGGAGAGGGGCUAAGUGGCUUCAUUCCUGGUAUAGUCGCUCUGGCACAAGGUGUGGGUAUUGCCAAAUGUGUCAACUCCUCUGACACUGCAGGAAACCACACGGGUGGGAGCGCGGCAUCACACACAGUGUAUCUUCCUCCCAACUUCUCCACUGAGGUGUUUUUCUUCUUCUUAGCAGCUAUGACGUGCAUAAGCCUGGCUGCCUUUUUUGCACUGAACAGGCUUCCUCGGAUAUACGAGCUGGCCACUGAAAAUCUUGUGCCAGACACUGCGGCAUCUGUCAGCUCCGGCCUGGAGAACCCUGGAGCAGAGACUGAUGGAGAGGGUGUGAAAUGCCAGGAUGAGGGGGCAGCCAAGAGCAGACAUCUGCUGGCCAGCCCCAAACACACCAUGUACCAGCUGACCUUCAUCUACUUUCUGGUGGUGUGUGUCAAUGCUACAACCAACGGGCUGCUGCCUUCUGUGCAGACGUACUCCUGUAUGCCCUACGGUAACCUGGCCUAUCACCUCUCUGCUGCUCUGUCGUCGGUGGCCAACCCGGUGGCUUGCACCAUUGCAAUGUUCUUCCAAAACAGGUCUCUGGUCUUUCUUGGUGUGCUGAUGGUGCUGGGGACAGGAUUUGGCAGCUAUAACAUGGCUAUGGCGGCUCUGAGUCCGUGUCCUUUGCUUCAAGGGUCUGUGGUGGGAGAGACGAUCAUUGUGCUCUCAUGGCUCUUCUUCACGGGGACGCUAACUUAUGUCAAAGUAAUGGUCGGUGUAAUCCUGAGAGACCGGAGCCACAGCGCCCUGGUCUGGUGUGGAGCUGCAUCACAGAUGGGCUCACUGAUUGGCUCGGUCACCAUGUUCCCGCUGGUUAACGUCUACCAACUGUUUAAGUCAGGAGACUUGUGCAACACUAAAUGUCCCUUAUAGUGGCUGAUCGGAAAUGGAAGCGUGCAGCUUACACAGUUUAAAUUAGAUGAAAAAAUAAAGUGUCAUGUCUGUAUGUAAAGUAUGGUGCUGAUUGUGGACAGAGCCAGGCUAACCUUCUGGUCUUUAUGCUAAGCUAAACUAACCGGCUGCUAGCUCUAACUUCAUAUUAAGACGUGAGUGGUAUCAAUCUUCUCUGCUAAGUCUCAGCAAAAAAGCAAAUGAGCAUAUUUCACAAAAUGUGUUCCUUUGAGGUUCUUCUGCAGGACCAACAGUCUGCGAUCCUUCAGCCUUUGGUUAAAAAAAGUGAAGUUUUUGCAUUUAUUUUCUUUCCUUUGCAGCUUUAUGAUUUUUGAGUCAUGUUUGCACUUCAGUGUUUGUAUCAAAGCUGUUUAAUACACUAUGCUAAGAAGAGCUAUUAAGUUGUGUAAAUAUUAAAUAUAAGAAGUUCAAAACUGCUGAUGCAGCUUAGCUCUCUUGAUUCUCAUGCAGUUGCUUUGCUUGAAACUGUCACCCCAUUUUUGCCCACUAGAUGGCGCAAGCACGCUUUGCUCUAUUAAAACCUGUCAUUUCACACCGCAAGCAUUUCACAUUCAUACUGCGUACAUGGAAAAAAAAAAAAUCAAGGAAAUGAAACUGAUUUUGCACAUGUAAACUGAAUACUUAAUGCUGAUGUUUAUGCACAUACUAUAUGGAAUGCUUUAAUUUAAGUCUAAACAUACAUGUAUAAAAUGAAAAGCUAAUAAAAAGAGCUUGUUGACGCA